AUGGUCAUGAGAAUCUUCUUCUUUCUUUUCCUCUUGGCCUUUGCGGUUCUCACUGCAAAUGCAUCAGUGAAUGACUUCUGCGUGGCCGGCGGCCCUGGAGCCCGCGACACCCCUUCAGGCUUCGUGUGCAAGAACACCGCCAAAGUCACAGCCGCCGACUUCGUCUACUCUGGCCUGGCAAAAUCCGGCAACACCACCAACGCCGGCAAUGCCGCCGUUACUCCGGCGUUCGUGGCUCAGUUCCCGGGAGUGAACGGGCUGGGAGUCUCCCUUGCCCGCCUCGACUUGGCACCCGGCGGAGUGAUCCCCAUGCACACCCACCCCGGCGCCUCGGAGAUCUUGAACGUCGUGGAGGGCACGAUCCUCGCCGCCUUCAUUUCCUCCGGCAACAAGGUAUACGAGAAGACGCUGUACCCCGGCGACGUGAUGGUUUUCCCUCAGGGACUCCUGCAUUUUCAGGUGAACGCCGGGAAAGGCAGCGCCCUGGCUUAUGCGAGCUUCGGCAGCGCCAAACCGGGGCUGCAAAUCCUUAAUUUCGCGCUGUUUGCCAACGAUAUUUCCACCAAGACCAUUGCCGGGACCACUUUCCUCGACGAAGCUACCAUUAAAAAUAAUUGCAGAAAGAAAAAAAAAUGGUGA
Ipomoea nil (Japanese morning glory) is the source of this 639-nucleotide messenger RNA. RefSeq names its product germin-like protein. The transcript has a single exon. NCBI's taxonomy places the organism in Eukaryota, Viridiplantae, Streptophyta, Magnoliopsida, Solanales, Convolvulaceae. Gene Ontology annotation, molecular function: manganese ion binding. Gene Ontology annotation, cellular component: cell wall. The record is from RefSeq and is a predicted model, not a curated record. The coding region runs from base 1 to 639 and encodes 212 amino acids.